Molecule: messenger RNA, 639 nt
Organism: Penicillium pulvis
Lineage: Eukaryota; Fungi; Ascomycota; Eurotiomycetes; Eurotiales; Aspergillaceae
Product: DUF3245 domain-containing protein
Exons: 2
Coding region: 1-639 (212 amino acids)
Source: RefSeq, a predicted model, not a curated record
AUGUCGCUCUCAAAAACAGAGUCCGACGUCAUCCUCAACCGGGCAAAUGUGGCUCUCGCCCGGAGCCAACGUCUCGUCGCAUCUUGGCUUCCCACGCAAACAGAAGAAGAAUUAGCCAACGUCAAAUCAGAGGAGGAACUACAGCGCGAGGAAGAUGAGAUCUUCACUGCCGUCCCAGAGACUCUCGGAGUCGGCGCCCCACUCCCCGAAAAAGCAGCAGACGGAAGCUGGAAUCGCACAGAGCUAAGCUCAAACGAUAAACUACGGAAACAAUUACUCGGCAAGAAUUAUGAUCGGUUUAUGAAGGCCGAAGCUGAGAGGAAAGCUGCGGCGAAAGCUAGUACUACGGCGGCGCAGGCGGCCAAGACGGCUACCGCUGCGGCUAAUAAGCAGGAUGAGGAGAGUGAUGAUGAUGAAGAGGGACGGUUUGCUUCGAUUGGCAGAAAUAAGAGGAAAGCUGCGCCGUUAAAGGCGAAGGCUAAGGUUGUGGGGGAGGAUAAGGAUUCUCAGGAGGAUGGACAAGAGCCCUCUGCGAAAGAGGUUCCUGUGCGACAGGCGCCUUUGAAAGGGAAGAAGAAGGCCACGAGCUAUCUUGAUGAACUUCUGGCUGAAAGAGCCAAGAAGAGAAAGAAGAGAUGA